Molecule: messenger RNA, 495 nt
Organism: Thermochaetoides thermophila DSM 1495
Lineage: Eukaryota; Fungi; Ascomycota; Sordariomycetes; Sordariales; Chaetomiaceae
Product: DNA-directed RNA polymerase-like protein
Exons: 4
Coding region: 1-495 (164 amino acids)
Biological process (GO): DNA-templated transcription
Cellular component (GO): RNA polymerase III complex; RNA polymerase I complex
Molecular function (GO): DNA-directed RNA polymerase activity; DNA binding; protein dimerization activity
Source: RefSeq, a predicted model, not a curated record
AUGGGCCCCAAGUCAAAGUCAAAGAAAGAGGAGCCGGUCGAGCCUGGGUCGGAUGUUGUGAUGGAGGAUGAGCCGACCUCUGCUCAGCCCGAGAGCAGGGAUGAUAUGUCGGUGGAUCAGAACGAAGAUGAAGAUAUUGAUGAUUUCGAGGAGGAGGAAGAAGAGGAGGAGGUUCAAAGAGUGAGACUGCUGCCCGGCUCAACGCCUACCGCGGCCUCAUUCGAGUUUUUGAAUGAGGGCCACACACUCGGCAACGCUCUGAGCUACAUCAUCAACAGGAAUCCUGAUGUCGAGUUCUGCGCAUAUGCCAUUCCUCAUCCGUCUGAGAACAAAAUGAACGUCAGAAUCCAGACUUUCGAGGGCUCUGGCACUACAGCCAUUCAGGCUUUGGAAAAGGGGUUGCGCGAUCUGCAAGACCUCUGCGAUGUCGUGACAGACAAGUUUAUCGAGGCUCGGGAAAAGUUCAUGGCUACCAAGGGGUCUUCGUCUUCUUAA